Messenger RNA from Dicrocoelium dendriticum, 805 nucleotides. Lineage: Eukaryota; Metazoa; Platyhelminthes; Trematoda; Plagiorchiida; Dicrocoeliidae. The record is from the annotation of a GenBank genome assembly.
AUGAACGCUAUCAAUUUCGUUCAACAGCAAUUGCGUUUGCGCCAUGCCAACAAAUGCGGCUACAUGCUCCGCGCCUCAAUUUCAUCCAAGAUAGGAGUGCCAUACGAUACAGUCGGAUGUGGCUUUUCCUCAAUACUUGCCCCUCCUAAUCGAACUCAUGUCAUUGUCAAGAUAGAGAAUAAAGGAUCUGCCGGAAUGCUAAAUUUUGUAAUGGAUUUGUUUUCGGAAUGGGAAAAACGGAGAAAGGAUUCAAAAAUCGCGGGCUUUAAACUGCAGUCACACUUUGCCAUCCGAAUUUCUAUGGGAUCCUUCGAAAAUGAUUUAACUGUCGAAAAGUCUGGUAUAUAUGGCACUGCAACUGAGGUGAUGCAUAUUGCGGAGACAACCUGCUCAAGGUACGAGAAAUUGGAGAAUACUGAAAAAAUAGCAGGCUACAAGAACUUUACUUGUCUUGUAACCGGUCCACACCGUGGAUAUUUGAAAGGAGUCUUUUUCAUGCAUUUCGAGUCGGAUGAAACAGAUGCCAUCACAAUAACCAAGGAGGCGUUGGAAAAGAGAAUCAUAACGGGAAAUGGUUACGACAUCACUUCUUUGUUAAUCACAGUCCUCAAUUUUACAUUUUAAUGUUAUUGGAAACAACAAGUUCUUGUGCCUAUGUAUGGUGAACAUAAAUUGUUUACUUAUUGAAACUAACCAAAUUCCUUUCCUUGUACAAUGCGUAUAUUUGCCUAAUGUUAUCGGUUGUUGGCUUAUUGUACCCAGCCAAAAUACUAUCUAAGUGCUAGCACAUUUGCUCACAGCGUAU